GUGUGCUUUUUGUCUUCUUCUCGUGCGGACCCAUAAAUUGGCACUACUUGACUCUCAUUAGGCGAUUUCCAACGGGCAACGGAAGGCGCAAUUAACUUAGAUAAUUAACUUAACAAAUGCAUAUAAUGGGUUUUUAAAGUUAAAUGGCCAUUAAAUUACAAGGGGGAAGAGUAUUUGUGAAUAAUAUGCAAAGUUCAAAGUGAAUUGUUGAUACUUUAACUAAAAUGGUUCACAUUAAACACAAAUAACAUUCUCACAAAUCGGAAAUAUAAAUUUCAAAUGUGUUCCAUUAGAUUAUUCGUGUCCUUUGUGGAAAUUCCAAAGUUGCACAGUAUGUAAGGUUUAAUCAUACGGAAAAUCAGCAUAAAUAAUGCGACGUAAAAUGGGAAAUUCAAUCGCCCUAUCAACAAAUGAGUUUAGCCAACAUUUGCUUUGAUGCGGCUAAUUGAAUUUUCCUGCGAAAGUGUAAAACGUAAAACGUAAAACGUAAAACGUAAAACGUAAAACGUGGGAGGCAGUCAAAAAAGUGAUUUCUGAUUUGUGUGGCAAAUUAAAAUUUAAAUGCAAACGAAUCAGGCGCACGCACCCACAUAUACACACACUCAUACACACACAUGCGAAAAAGGACAAUAGAUUACAAUAUCCUGGGGCGAGGCAAAAAGCAGCACGAGCAACAGCAGCAGGAGCAGGACAUACAGGCCCAGAUGGCCGGGGCAUGCGCCUGGGUGGGAUGCGGGUCGUCUCCGUGCUGAUGGCUGCCUGCCAGCAGCAGCAGCAGCAGCAACAGCAGCGGCAGCAGCAGCAGCAGCAGCAACGGCAGCCGACAACGGCGUCCGACCAUCAGCCCAACGGUUUCCGCUUGCUUACUGCCAGUGAGCAGCGGCGAGUGGUUCGGGCAGAGCGGAGAACGCGAGGCGAUGCCGAGUGGCUGGAGUCGUGGAGUUCCUGAACGAUGCCGAACACGCGCGCAUACUGCAGACAACGCACACAAGAAGAAGAAACAAAACAAAAAGCCGAUACAGAUACGGCUGCCGCUGGGAUUUGAAACCAGCCAAUCGGAGCGCUUCGUGGGGCAGCAGCAACAACAACAACGACGACAAAAAGGCAGCUGCCGUUGGUUCGCUUCAAAACCGGUCGACGACGCCGCAGUUGCAUUCAGUUAUUAACGAGCGCUACUCACAGCUACAGCAACAGCAGCAGCAGCAGCAGCCACAGCAACAGCAGAAGCAGCAGCAACGGCAGCAGCCACAGCAGAAGUCAUUUCACUCAACACACACACACAGAGACAGACGCGCGCACACGCUAUCAGUCGACCAGCGUGGUUGUGUGAGAGAGCGAGAGGGCAAGAGCGCACUUGAUAUACGCGUUGAGUCCGUUGAUUAUUUUCACGAGUUUGAGUCGGAGAGCGCAACAGAAAAACAGAAUUCAGUUUGAGUUGAGACGUUGUCGUGGGCACGUCGCAGCAAAGAGAAGAGCGCAUAGCAGCAAAACACAAAACAGCUACAGCGAAAAAUAAGACGUAAAGCCAGAGACCAAAGCAAAAAGAAAACAAGUUAAACAGUUGGUGCAAAGUGACAGUGCAACAACAAAUCAAGUGCUAACAACACAAACAAACAGAGAACAACAACAACAACAAAAACAACAAAGUAGAAAAAAUAAGGGAAUAUGUCUUCCACUUCCGCCUCGCCCAUCAGCAACAUAACCGUGGACGACGAGCUUAACAUAAGCAGAGAACAAGAUUUUGUCGAGGAGGAUUUCAUUGUCAUCAAGGAGGAGCGCGAGAGCAGCUUGUCACCCAUGCUGACACCACCGCACACGCCCACCGAGGAGCCGCUGCGACGUGCUGGCAGCUCGGUCACAGCCGCAGACGAGUCGGUGGCCACGCAGCUGCACAUGCGACACAUGGCGCACUACCAGCAGCAACAGCAACAGCAGCAGCAGCAACAUCAGCAGCAGCAGCAGCAGCAACAUCAUCGUCUUUGGCUGCAGAUGCAACAGCAGCAUCCACAUGGCCAUUAUCCGGUCUACGCCGGAGCCAAUGCCGAUCCCGUGGCCGUGCAUCAGCAGGCGCUGCUCAUGAACCAAUGGAUACGCAAUGCUGCCAUCUACCAGCAGCAACAGCAGCAGCAACAGCAGGCAGCAGCUGCUGCAGCGGCGCAUCAUCAUCACCCGCAUUCGCACUCGCACUCGCACUCGCAUCCACACCAUCCGCAUCACCAUGGCCAUCCUCAUGCACAUGGCCAUCCCCAUGUGCGUCCCUAUCCCGCUGGACUGCAUACGCUGCACGCCGCCGCUCGCCAUUUUGGAGUUAUGCCCAGUUUGAAGCUGAGCGGCGCCGGAGCAGCUGGCGCCACCGGAACAACGGGCAGCAGUCGCCCCAAGAAGCAGUUCAUCUGCAAGUAUUGCAAUCGCCAGUUCACCAAGUCCUACAAUCUGCUCAUCCAUGAGCGCACCCACACAGACGAGCGUCCCUACUCCUGUGACAUAUGCGGCAAGGCCUUCAGGCGCCAGGAUCAUCUCAGGGAUCAUCGCUAUAUACACUCCAAGGAGAAGCCAUUCAAGUGCAAUGACUGCGGCAAGGGCUUCUGCCAAUCGCGCACUCUGGCCGUGCACAAGGUCACCCACCUGGAGGAGGGUCCCCACAAGUGCCCUAUCUGCCAGCGCAGCUUCAAUCAGCGCGCGAAUCUCAAGAGCCAUCUGCAGAGCCACAGCGAGUCGGCGACUGCGGCACAGGCAGCAGCAGCAGCAGCAGCGGCAGCCGCACCACCAACCCAGGCAUUGAGCGCUGCAGCUCAACCUGCGCAGUUGGUUAGUCCCGGCUCCAAUCAGAGCACGCCCGCCUUGGAUCUGUCCUCGUCGGGUGGGGCCACAGCGCAGCGACCGAAGCGCACGCUGGGCUUCACCAUUGAUGAGAUCAUGAGCAGAUAGAUUGGGCAGCUGGUCGCAAUUUAUUGGUUUUACGUUCAGGAUGCACGCACAUCCAGAAUUCUGAGCGCCGCCAGGCAUGGGAAGUGCCUGGCCUGGAGUCGCAGUCAGCUCAGCAGCGCCGCCCAGUUCGAGAGUACGAGUUCGAGUUCGAGUUGCAGGGAACGCCCCCCCUGUCCAGCCAACGCUCGCCGUCGUCGCCGCCCCAGUGAACCACAGACAGUUCCGAACCAGUCACAACUAGCCCAAUCGGCUCUAUAUAUAUAAAUCCGAUCUUAUAUAGCUGUCGCAUUGGCGCUAAACACACUGCAAGAUGCCAAAGCAAAACAAAAACAAAAUGAAAUAAACAAAUGAGAACUUAAGUAAAAAGUAUUCCUCCCACAGAACGAUUCCAAAAUAUGGCAAUAAAGAGUACUUUUGCCUCACUAUAUUUUAAGCAUAAGUAGUAUGAGUAUUUCAACCACUUAGUAAUGAGUAGUAUCGAGUACUUAGUUAUAUAAUCGUAUGUACCUUAUAGACUAGUAGCCGCAUUCAGUUUGUAAUACACACAAUACCAAUUCCCGGAGACAACCUCAGACCUCUAUCGGUUAUUCAAAGACUGUACAAUUAUUUGUUUGUUUUUUUACUGAAUAUAUUUUAUAAAUACACAAGUACUUAAA
Messenger RNA from Drosophila novamexicana, 3584 nucleotides. It is a transcript of the gene odd, whose product is annotated as protein odd-skipped. Gene Ontology annotation, biological process: embryonic pattern specification; regulation of transcription by RNA polymerase II; embryo development. The coding region runs from base 1666 to 2928 and encodes 420 amino acids. Lineage: Eukaryota; Metazoa; Arthropoda; Insecta; Diptera; Drosophilidae. The record is from RefSeq and is a predicted model, not a curated record. Gene Ontology annotation, molecular function: DNA-binding transcription factor activity, RNA polymerase II-specific; RNA polymerase II transcription regulatory region sequence-specific DNA binding. Gene Ontology annotation, cellular component: nucleus. The transcript is spliced from 4 exons.